This is a messenger RNA of Helicoverpa armigera (cotton bollworm), 6457 nucleotides long. Its product is annotated as collagen alpha chain CG42342. Gene Ontology annotation, biological process: extracellular matrix organization. The record is from RefSeq and is a predicted model, not a curated record. The coding region runs from base 491 to 2290 and encodes 599 amino acids. NCBI's taxonomy places the organism in Eukaryota, Metazoa, Arthropoda, Insecta, Lepidoptera, Noctuidae. The transcript has 19 exons. Gene Ontology annotation, molecular function: extracellular matrix structural constituent conferring tensile strength.
AAAAAUACAAGCCGACUAACAACAUAGUCAAGCAGAAUUCCCAAAAGCUGUCCCGCGUGGUCACGGCGCACGCCUGCCUGUCUGCGGAGCCGCGUCGACUUGAUCCACUGGUGCUCAGUGGCGUUCCGCCUGCCGACCAGACGGUACGUCCCGACGCUCUCGCGCGCGAACACUACGACUUCAAACACGAUCGUAUCGUCUACAACUACGAUCGCACCACGCUCAUUUCGUGUUGCUUUGAUUUUUGCUUCAUAUUUUUCAGUGCGUUUUAUUUAUUUGUGUUUAGUAUCUUUGAUAUUUUAAAAUCGAUUCUGUUAAGACGAUAUUAUUACCAUAAAAAGCUCCAAGAAGAAGGCUCUCUUUUGUGAGUACAAUGUAUCGCUACAAAAGAUAUCCUAUUGAACAUUAACGAUGAGAAUACUGAAGAUGAUACCGCUAACAUUCCGUUCGGAUAAUAAAUGCGAUUCAUGAGAUUCACCAUUCCGGAAAAAUGAUAUUAAAAAUGGGAGGGAAGUCGCCUCCGGGUGCAAAGACGCCCGCAGAAAAAGAGGCGAAGAAAGAAGACAAGAAAGACGCAAAAAAGAAAUGGGAGAAAUGUGAGGAGCGGUGUCCAGGCGACCCGUGGGCGUACUGUGUGGUGUUAUGGUGUGCGUGUGCCAUGAGCCUGAUCUCGAGCGGGUACAGCCUGUACCGGCAGCAGGGGCUGACGGAGCGCCUGGCGCUGCUGGAGGAGCAGCACGCGGCGCUGCGCUCGGCCGUGCUGGAGCCGCAGCAGCCGCUGGUGGAGCGGCUGCGGCGCGAGGUGCUGGCGCGCCCGCCGCUCGCCUGGCGCCCGCGCCGGAGCAUCCGCGACUACGCCGACUGCGUCUGUCCACCAGGUCCGCCCGGGCCGCCCGGCAAGCGCGGCAAGAAGGGCAAGAAGGGCGACCCCGGAGAGCCCGGACCGCCGGGGUUAACGGGAGCUCCUGGGAAGAAUGGAUUCCCGGGUAGCAAGGGCGAGAAGGGCGAGCGAGGCUUCAUGGGGCCCAUCGGAUUGGAUGGACCUAAGGGAGACCCGGGCCGGCCCGGGGACAAGGGCCACAAGGGCGAGCACGGCAGCCCCGGCUUCGACGUCUUCUCCGCCGUCAAGGGCGUGAAAAGAUCCGUGGACAGUUUUAAGAUAAGUCCGUACACGAGCGCCGAGAUCAUAGCCGUCAAGGGCGAGCCUGGUGAGCCAGGGCCACCGGGCGCCCCGGGGCCACAGGGCGCUGAGGGGUUGCCGGGACACGAGGGACGAGCGGGCCCGCCCGGGCCCACGGGCCCUCCGGGACCUGUUGGGCCAGUGGGCCCCCCCGGCUUGGUGGGCCCACCCGGCUCACUCGGCCCCGCCGGACUCAAGGGCGAUAAAGGCGACAAGGGCGAGCGCGGCUUCACGACGACGCUGAAGGGCGACGCGUUCCCGACCGGCAUCAUCGAGGGCCCCCCCGGGCCGCCCGGGCCCCCUGGUCGCGGCGGCGAGGCGGGGCCGCGCGGGCCGCCCGGCGCCGACGGCGCGCCCGGCCUGCCCGGCGUGCAGGGCCCGCCCGGCAAGCCGGGCGAGAUGGGCCCCAAGGGCUCCAAGGGCGAGUACGGCGACAUGGGCUCGCCCGGCAUGCUGGGAGCGCCGGGCCUGCCUGGCCCGCCCGGCUACCCGGGCCUCAAAGGAGAGAAGGGGGACAAAGGCGACUCGAAGUACAGGAAGCUGAGGAGACGCCAGAACUUGCAGGGCGAUGGCACCGGCUACGAGCUGUACGGACAUGAAGUUAUGAUGGGCCCCCCGGGCGCGCCGGGCCCCGCCGGGCCGCCGGGCGUGGCGGGCCCCCCCGGCAUCAAGGGCGACAAGGGCGAGCCGGGCGCGCGCGGCAAAGCGGGUGAAAAGGGAGAAAAAGGUGAUGCUGGUCCGAUGGGGUUACCGGGUCCAGUAGGACUGCCGGGGGAGCCGGGCCGGACCGGCGACUCGGGACCUAGAGGUCCGGUCGGCAAGCGCGGGCGCAAGGGCGACAAGGGCGACAAGGGCGAGCAGGGCGUGCCCGGGCUGGACGCGCCGUGCCCGCUGGGGCCCGACGGCCUGCCGCUGCCCGGCUGCGGCUGGAGACCCACCAAGGAGGCGCCGGCGGUGGCGCGCGAGGAGGCGGCGCGCGCGCCCGACGACUCGGAGGAGGAGGAGGGCGCGGAGGGCGGCGACGAGUACGACCGCGACGACGAGCUGGACGCGCCGCGCGACUACGACGACUACACCGACAACGCGCACCACUCGCACCACCACGACUGACCCGCGCCGCCUCAUGAUCUCAACCUCACCCGACCUCAGCUGUGCUCCGGCUUGUGCCAAAUACGUCAUCAAUGCCAUAUCAUUUCAUGUCUUAUUUUGUACAAGUCUUGCCAGAUUAUUGUAUAAACCAUUUCAUGCAUCUCCUCUCUCUCCUUAGUCCAAUCACUGUUCUCCCUAUCCACCCCUUCCUCAGAUGAGUGAACAGACUAACACUACUAAUUAAUUGAAGCAUUGGUGGUGGCUUACCUGGGUGACCUCGUGAGGCCGUGCUGCAGUGGGUGCGGCGCCGCCUCGACGUCGACAACGACCUGCCGCCGCUGUGAGCCGCCGCCGCGCCGCGCCUCGCGCACCACUCGCGCAACACAACUAUUCAUAUUUAUAAGCCCCUGUGAUUUUGCCUAUUUCACGGUUGUCAUCCGGAUAUUCUUAAAUAUUUUGUUGAUAAUUAUUUCGCAGCCGAUUAGUUGAAAUAGUCGUCCUAUCAAGCAGCUAGCUGUUUGAUUGAACGGUUAUAUCAACCAGCUGGCUGUGACUCUUAUAGAGAAUGUCCCAAAAGCCAACGAUAGCCUGGUACUGGACGAAAGGCCAAACUAUAUCUGAAAAAAAUGUUUUUUAAGUAGUGAAAUUACUCGGGUAAUUUACAUACGAAUCUACAUUAAUUUAUGGUGGAAUGGCAUUAUUUAUUUAUUUUAUUUAUUUAUUUAUUCCUUUAUUUCAGGCAACUAAGGCCCAUAAAAAAUUCAAUACAAAAAUAUAAAAAAUACUUAUAAACUAAUACAUAUGCUUACUUAUAACAAUAAAUACAAUACUAUAUUAUUAUAAUAUUCAAACUUAACUUACUAUACAUACAUACAAAAUAACAAAGAAAAUAAAUAUAAUUACAAAAUAAAAAUUAUGUUCAUGUAUAGUAUACAAAGAUGCGACCGUGUGAGAAUGUCUCACAGAAGACCUGGCGACGGUCACAUUUUUUAGUACUUACCUGAUCACUAUUAAAGAAUGUGAGUUGGCUUGCAGGUGCGAAGAGUAUUUUAAAAAAAAUUCCGAUUCCGCUUUCGACUGACUAAAGCGACCAGAACUUGUGAACUUCGAUGGAACUCCACCAGGUACCAGACUAUCGUUCCUUUUGAGCAUACCGUGGAUAGAUUCACGGAAUUAGUUAGUAAAGUAGCCUCAAUUUAUGUAUCAUAAAUUCAUAAUGUUGCGCCUCACGGACGCAAUAAUAUGCUUACUAAUAUUAUUUAAAAAAAAUGUAAGUAUGCCUUCUCAUCCAUUUUUAAACGUAAUGUAAGUUGUAAAUAUUUAUAAAAUUAACGACACGGCAAGACAUAAUGUAUUGCAAAAGUAGUAUUGAAUAGUCGUGUUAUGAGAUCUCUACAACAACACAGAACAUAGGGUAAAUGUAGUUAUUGCGCCUAGAAAAGCAAGAAAUUAUCGAAGGACUCUUUGUGUCGUUCCCUCAGAGUAAUCAGCUUACUCCUGAGGCACUCAAUAACAUAAUUAUGUAGGAGUAAGCGCGCGCGCACACUAGACAGUCGGCCCACUGGAGGCCGGUCGAAGGUUUUUUUUUAUGUUGUGAAUUUAAUAUAUGAUUUUAGUCGGUCUGAUACCAGAAAAAUGCCUGAUCGUUGUUACAUGUGUACUUUCAUUCAUUUUCAUACUGAUUUAUGAGCAAAUAUCGACUAUCGGCCGACUAAAAGUAUACAGGUAUACAGUAUGCAUACAGUAUGAAUGUUAGGGCCGAAUGUCGGCUGAGUAAUCGGGCACUUCUUCACGCCGGCCGAGCGAUAUUUUCUCCUGUAGUGGCCAGGCAGUCAAUGUUAAUUCUGCCCUAGCUACGAUCAUUACAUCGGUUAUUGCAAUGACACUCCCGCUGUGAGUGCAGCGGAAGAGCGUCAGAUUCGAAACUACUCACUAAGAGCUAUUUGAUGAUUACUUACUUCUGUUUUCAGCGAGAGUCCAACCCGUAGCUAGAAAUAAAUAUUAUGUAAAAGUAGUACAAAAUAUGUACCUAUUGUUUAAGCUAAUUUGUCUAUGCGUGUAGCUUAGGUAAAAUGAAAGUUAUGUUUUUUACGAAGACUUAAAAUCUAUUUAGAGUAAUUAGAUCAAGUUAAGUAUAUACAAUUAUAUAAGUGCAUACCUAAUAUAUCGUGUGCGAGAGUGGUCGCCAGCAACGAGGCGCGUUUUCUUGCGACAGAUAGCGUUAUGUAAAGAAUUCUUACCUACGUGUUAGUACCUACCUACCUACCUACUCCAAACAAACAAUUCUAAUAAAUUAAUUGCUUUUUUUCCUUAUUUUUGCUUUAAGUAUUGAAUAAAGUUUAUCAUGUUUUCUUAGUGAUAAGCUAGGGAAUACUGAUAUAGAGUGGGUUUUUACAGUGGUCGGCCUUUCCGAAACCCGUCACCUUAAGUGAUAAAAGACUCGUAGCAAUGGUGCUAGUCUUUGAUUCCAUCCAUUCAUCGUGUAUUGUUUCACUCACAAUUCUCUCUCACUUUGCACGUUUGAUUAACCUCUGUUUUAUAGCAGCUGCAGAUCUGAAUAUUGAUUAGCCGUCACUAAAUUGUCUCAUAUUGAACUAUUCGGUGGCGGCAAGCUGCGCGCUGGCGUCACAGUUAUAAUGACCAGUUCAUUUUGUACUUUUGUUGGCAGGCUCAGGUUUUAUUUGAUAAAAAUUGAAUCCCGAUGCCUAAUAUUCUAGUAGAACGUAAUGUUUCAAUAAUUGUGAACACCCAAUUUCUGCCAGUCAAAUAUGAAUAUCUGUGAACUGUGCAACGUGUGACAUUUCAGAAGAGCCUGCAAAGGCCUAUAUUUAAAACUAGCUUCCGCCCGCGGCUUCGCCCACGUAGAGUUCGGUUAUAUCGCGUUUCCAAGAGAAUUCUUCUAAACUCCGGGAUAUAAACUACUGGGUCAACUCUAUCUCUGUACCAAAUUUUAUUAAAAUCAGUUCAGUGGUUUGGACGAGAAAGCGUAACAGACAGACAGACAGAGUUACUUUCGCAUUUAUAAUAUUAGUAGGGCUAGGGAUAAAAACAUUUGAAUGCAACAAAUAAUCAGUAAUAAUGUUAUCAAUGACAGAAAUGAAUGUCUAGUCACGUUUGUCCUAAUGGUCGUGUAGGAGCGAGUUCCCGGACAGGCGGAUCUGUCUCCGGACAUCCGCGGGCACCGCGAGCUCCGCCGGCGUCCACUCCCCGCACUGAGCAGUGCUCGCGCCAACCAAGUGGUAUCUACGUGCUGCCAUCUCAUUGCACUCGUGUUUUUAUCUUUUAAAGAGCUCGUAGCUAUUUAUUAUAUCGCCUGUAUAUAGAGAAUCGCCUGUAAAUAACCAUUUGUUCAUUAGGAUUAAAUAGCUCUCACUAUGUUAAUAUUAAGUAAGUAAGUAGCCAUAAGUUUUAUAGAAAGCCGAUGAAGGCAGUCUGCAGUCACGUUUUAACAUUGGAAAGUACAAAAGUGUUAUUAUCGUGAUCUUUUUAAGAAUAGUUCACAACUAUUUAUAGGUACCUACCUACCUACGUUGUACAGGAAAAUAUCUACUUAAGGUUGUAUUUAUUAAAACUAAAUUAAACCAAGUUUAGAUAACAGCAACGAUUUAUCCAAUUUAAGAAAAAAACGUAGAAAAAGAAGGUAUCCGGAAAAUGUGAAAUAUUCAUGAUGUAGGUCCGUUGUAACACUUGUGAGUUGUAACCCACGAUGCGCACACAAUAGUGUGUGUGAGAGUAUGAAAAUCGACUAAUCUACUACUUACAGGUCACGGUCAAGUUCUGGAUUUUUUGCAACAAUAUUUAAACGUUAAAUCAACACCGUGCAACCAUAAAUAUAUAGUAUAUGAAUAUUUCAUGUUUUUUGUACCUAACACUUGAGGAAUUUAAAUAAAACACUAAAAUAGGAACAUAAAAUGUUGUUAAUGUUGGAACUCCUAUUUAAAAUGUUAACAAUCUAUUUUGUACCAUGUUCUAUGCAAAAUAAACGAUUUGAUUUGAUAAACUAGUUCCCUUUGAAUACCUCGUACAAAUGAUAAAAGACAUGAUGAUUAUAAUAAAAAAGUAAUUUCCCUGUGGACAAUACCUGUCUGAUGGCGGCUGUACACAACUGCGAGUAUGUGCCUAGUUAUAGUACGCAGUAGGUGCUCAUUGUGAGCUGGCCUGGCACAUCAAUAAACAUAUAUGAAUGAA